Messenger RNA from Phytomonas sp. Hart1, 687 nucleotides. NCBI's taxonomy places the organism in Eukaryota, Euglenozoa, Kinetoplastea, Trypanosomatida, Trypanosomatidae. The record is from the annotation of a GenBank genome assembly.
AUGCUGAGGCGAAGCGGUUGGACCCAAAGGGCCAAUUUGGCUUCUUUUAUGCCGUACAGACCGAUACCAUCUAAUCCUGUCGUUUUUUUUGACAUAACUGUUGAGGGUGAAUCCUUAGGUCGUGUCUUCUUAGAACUUUUUAGGGAUGUUGUUCCCCAAACGACUGAGAACUUCCGUUCUUUAUGCACUGGAGAACGUGGACGAAGUGUGUGCCCAUUAUACUACAAGGGAAUCCCCUUUCACAGAAUCAUUCCUGGAUUCAUAGUACAAGGUGGAGAUAUUUUUACCAAGGAUGGCAGAAGUAAUGUAAGCGUUUUCGGUUAUCCAUUUCCAGACGAAGGCUUUUCCGAAAAAGCAGGAAAACACUUCCCAGGGACUGUAGCUAUGGCUCACAGUGGGCCUAACCAAAAUGGAUCGCAAUUUUUUUUUAAUCUUUCUCAUAAUAAGCACUUGGAUGGUAAGUUUGUUGUUGUUGGGCAGCUGAUAGACGGUUGGGAGCUUAUAAAUGAGGUUAGCAAAAGCUGUGGUUCGCGCUGUGGAACACCAGUGAGCCGCGCGUGGAUCUCUGAAUGUGGUCAAAGUGGUGGAUACCUAGCCGAAGAGACGAAAGAGGCCCUAGAAGGUGAGCGUUUGCUCCAUGAUAUGCCUGGGAAAGAAGUUCUCGACCUUAUUCGGCCACGCUACUAG